AUGGAAAUUCUACGCACACACUUUCCGGAGUUGACCUCCGAGCAACUGCAGCAAUUUGAGCAAGCAGCUGCCCUUUACACCACUUGGAAUGACAUGAUCAACGUCAUUUCUCGCACCGAUAUAGCCCAUAUCGAAUUGCACCAUUUUCUGCACUCCCUUGCCAUUGCCAAGGCUAUCCCCUUCAAAAACGGCGCGCGCAUCCUCGAUUUGGGCACCGGAGGAGGCUUUCCGGGCAUACCGCUCGCCAUUUUUUACCCCGAGGUGCACUUUACCCUCAUCGAUGGUACAGGCAAGAAAAUCAAAGUCGUGCAAGAAGUCGCCGAUGGCAUCGGACUCAAAAACGUCACCGCCAAACACCAACGUGUAGAAGAGCACAAAGCCCCCAAUCACUACGAUUUUGUGGUUACUCGCGCCGUUACCGACCUCGACAAACUCUUGUUGUGGAGCCAGCCCCUCAUCAGCAAAAAGCACCAACAUGCCAUGCCCAACGGACUUAUAGCCCUCAAGGGUGGCAAUCUCAAAGGCGAAAUAGCCCAAUUGCCCGGCAAAGGCAAGUCUUACACCGAUGUUUUUCCUAUCACGCCCAUGUUCAAGCACCAUUGGUUCGAAGAGAAAUUUGUCGUCUGGGUGCAAGGGUAA
This is a messenger RNA of Darwinula stevensoni, 639 nucleotides long. The record is from the annotation of a GenBank genome assembly. NCBI's taxonomy places the organism in Eukaryota, Metazoa, Arthropoda, Ostracoda, Podocopida, Darwinulidae.